This is a messenger RNA of Annulohypoxylon truncatum, 1154 nucleotides long. RefSeq lists its product as uncharacterized. The coding region runs from base 574 to 801 and encodes 75 amino acids. NCBI's taxonomy places the organism in Eukaryota, Fungi, Ascomycota, Sordariomycetes, Xylariales, Hypoxylaceae. The record is from RefSeq and is a predicted model, not a curated record. The transcript has 3 exons.
ACUUGUAGUUUGAGUUGCACGUGUACUCGCUGCAUUUCAUGAAUUGGAGUGUCGUAUAACUCAGCCACAUUUAGAAGGGCCAAGCAAAGAUGGGGUAUGACGUUGCGGCGCCUUCCAGGUUAUACCUAGUAGGCAAGAGCAUUCGCCAAUGUCUCGGGUAUGAUUGAGCCAUAGAGCAUCGACGUCUUGCAAUUAUGAACCUGCUCUUACCAGGCUAGACCGAGACAAGACGGAACAAAGGCUAAAAACAGGUAUGUAGGUGCUACCUACCACACGCCGUUUCCUGACGGAUCUGAUCGAGAUCGGCAAGGUUUCCCGAAUUACGUACAUUGCGUUCUAAUGGACGUCAGUGGACGUCAUCACAUAUUGUCUGAGCACACCGAAUCCGGUGAGGAGAGCUUUGCCGAUAGUUGGAAGUUGCGAUGAUUGCUAUCACUUAUAGUUUAUAAAAACAAGUAGCUCCCAUUAUCAAUUCUGUCUUUUGAAUUACUUUUCACUUCAAAAACAUACCUCAUAACUCUUCCAAAUAAACUACAAAACAAAACUAUUUACCUAAGUCAUCAACCAAUCACAAUGGACGCUCUCAAGAAAUUCGCUGGAAAGGCAGGAGGAUCUUCUGGCAACGCCAACACUCAACAGACGGGCCAACAGAAGGACUACGGUGACAAAGUCGCUAGCCUCAUCAACAAAAAGGAGGGUGGAAAACUGUCCGACCAACAACUCGAGACUGGCACCGACAAGGCGCGCGAGAUGUAUGAGAAGGCCACUGGAAACAAGGUCGACCCUAAAUACUCCAACUAGACUGCGGAUGAUCAAUGAUUGAUGGGAUAUGAAACAAUGGCAUGAUCCCACCAAAUACCCCUACAACGGCUGAGGCGUUCUGGUAUUCUCCAGGUGGAAUUAGCUUGUAAAAUAUCAUUUUAAUUAUGUCUCUGGGAGUGUAUUACUCCUCAAUUAAGAGAUAAAUAUUCCAAUCAUAACCUCUCCUACCGUCGUGAUAUCCAACCGAGGUUGCCGGGUGAUUGAGGUGAUUUUCCCAUGGAAUAAGGGAAGAUAAAUCACCAAUACGAAUCUCAGCCAAUCCUUGUAACGCCUAACCAAAACACCGUGAAUGCGCAGAGACUGUCUAUCCCGUUGCUGCCCGUCGCCGCCAU